This is a messenger RNA of Eriocheir sinensis (Chinese mitten crab), 2716 nucleotides long. Its product is annotated as zinc finger protein OZF-like. The transcript has 2 exons. Gene Ontology annotation, biological process: regulation of cytokine production; negative regulation of transcription by RNA polymerase II; regulation of immune system process. Lineage: Eukaryota; Metazoa; Arthropoda; Malacostraca; Decapoda; Varunidae. The record is from RefSeq and is a predicted model, not a curated record. The coding region runs from base 1076 to 2236 and encodes 386 amino acids.
GCACUCAGGGGGGAGAUAGGAAGCUCCAGUGUUAAAAACAGGACAAGGGAGGGACAGUGGAAGUACUUAAGGUAUGUUCUUGUGGAAGGAAACGAUUUGGUGAGAAGGGUGGGAGAGGAGAUGAUAGAGAAGAGACAAAGUAGGUGGGUGAAAGAUUUGUUGAAUGAACUGAGAGCAACAGAGGGACUGAGUGUGAGUGUGAGGAAUGAGACAAAGGAGAGUAUAAAGCAGAGAAUGAGAGAGGUGGAUACAAGAGAGUGGAAGAGGCAAAUGAAUGAGAAAGCAAGCCUUAAGAUAUAUAGAAAAUGGAGACAGGAGUUGGGAGGACAAGAGGAGGUAUACACCAACAACCAAGCCUCAGAAGUGUUAUUCAGAUGCAGGACAAACAACAUGCAACUAAAAGACAGAAACAGACACCGGCAAGAGGAAACCAAGUGUGACAUGUGUGAAGCUGAAAACGAAGACCUGCGACACUUUCUGCUCUGGUGCCCGGCCUAUGCAGAGGAAAGAAUAAAGUGCGUGAGGCUGCAACAGCCUUACGAGGAAGAAGAGGACGACACCAUUGGAAAUUUUUUAUUUGAAAAUGAACACACCGAACAAACGAAAACAACAGUACACAAGUUUUGGACAAUAAGAGAAAAAAGAACGAAAGAAAAAGGAAAAUAAUAGACCCAGACAGUAGACACAUCAGGGAGUGCCGUUACAAAGGCAAAACUCCCGACCGACUACUACUACUACUACAACCGCACGUGUUCAGGGGCCCUGCCGGCACUGGUGCUGUGCAGAAGUGAGGGUCUGAGGUGGUGCUGUGCUCAGCGCUCCCUGUGUCCUCGCUGCCACUGGACUCUGUUCAAGUGGAGGCUGCAAGGCUGGGCAGCAGCCUGAGUGACCAGGACCAGCAGGAGCAGACUGUCUCUGGUGUGAGGAUCAGGGGUGAUCAGGAGAGCCACCACCACCACCACCACCACCUUGCUGCUGGCAUCUCCAGUCAUAAUGGAAAGGGAAAGUUUGAGUGCAAGAAGACUCGAGACUGAGAACAGGUCCACUAGACACAGCCUUGCACACACUGGACACCAUGAGUGCUAAGAGUGUGGGAAAAGACUCCCUAGGAAGGGUGACUUCACCAAGUACACCCACACACUCUGGAGAACCUCAUGAAUGCCGUGAGUGUGGCAAAAAGUUCAGAAAGAAGAGUAACCUCAACAGACACACCCUUACACACCCUCAUGAAUGCCAUGAGUGUGGCAAAAAAUUCAAUACAAAGAGUAACCUCAACAAACACACCCUUACACACACUGGAGGAAGACCUCAUGAAUGCCGUGAGUGUGGCAAAAAGUUCAGUAGGAAGAGUGACCUCAACACACACACCCUUACACACCCUCAUGAAUGCCAUGAGUGUGGCAAAAAGUUCAGUAGGAAGAGUCACCUCAACACACACACCCUUACACACACUGGUGAAAGACCUCAUGAAUGCUGUGAGUGUGGCAAAAAGUUCAGUAGGAAGAGUGACCUCAACAUACACACCCUUACACACACUGGUGAAAGACCUCAUGAAUGCCUUGAGUGUGGCAAAAAGUUCAACCAGAAGUGUCACCUCAACAAACACACCCUUACACACACUGGUGAAAGACCUCAUGAAUGCCAUGAGUGUGGCAGAAAGUUCAGCCAGAAGAGUAACUUCAAUAGACACACCCUUACACACGCUGCACACACUGGUGAAAGGCCUCAUGAAUGCCAUGAGUGUGGCAAAAAGUUCAGCCAAAAGAGUGUCCUUAACACACACACCAUUACGCACACUGGUGAAAAACCUCAUGAAUGCCAUGAGUGUGGCAAAAAGUUCAAUACAAAGAGUCAUCUCGACAGACACAUCCACACUGCACACACUGGUGAAAGACCUCAUGAAUGUCAUGAGUGUGGCAAAAAGUUCAGCCAGAAGAGUUACCUCAACUCACACACCCUUACACACACUGCACACACUGGUGAAAGACGUCAUGAAUGCCGUGAGUGUGGCAAAAAGUUCAGUAGGAAGAGUGCCCUCACCAGACACACCCUUACACACACUGGUGUAAAACCUCAUGAAUGCCAUGAGUGUGACAAGAGGUUCAUUUCUAUGUCUAUGCUGAACAAGCACAUCUUCAGACACUCUGGCCUGAGAGAGUUCAAGUGUGAUGUUUGUGGGAAGCAUUUCAAGACCAAGUCGGAAAUUGCCCGGCACAUGAAGAUCCACUUCCCCUGAGGUGCUGUGUUGUGCUGCUGUGUGUGUUAUGCAUGUACGUGUGUGUCCACCACCUAUUAUUAUCAUUAUUAUUAUUAUUAUUAUUAUUUGAGUGACAAUGAUUAUGUAAUGUGUUAGAAGGAGGUGUGUAAACAAACAUACAGACAUACAGACGUACGUACAUACACACACACAAACAGUUAUUUUGUCUUUGUAAUAAAUUCUUCAACUUGAGGAACACUUGUUAUUUUUUUCCUUUUCUUGUUUUUCUUUUACCUCCAUUUUCCUUAAUUUCAUACUUUUUAAUGUUUUCCUUCUAUUUCUUUUCUUUUUCCUUCCUUGUUUUUUUAUUUUUCCUUCAUUUUCAUGUUUUUUAUCACUGCAUUUUUCAUUUUUUUCAUUUCAGUGUUUUAUUUUUCACUUCAUUUUCUUCUUUUUCUUUAUGAUUUUUCUAUAUUUUCUUUUAAGUUCAUUUUUUCUAUUUCUCCAUUUUCUUUCUUG